Molecule: messenger RNA, 3211 nt
Organism: Microtus oregoni (creeping vole)
Lineage: Eukaryota; Metazoa; Chordata; Mammalia; Rodentia; Cricetidae
Gene: Vwce
Product: von Willebrand factor C and EGF domains
Exons: 20
Coding region: 2-2788 (928 amino acids)
Biological process (GO): cellular response to virus
Cellular component (GO): cytoplasm
Molecular function (GO): calcium ion binding; protein binding
Source: RefSeq, a predicted model, not a curated record
CAUGUGGGCUGGACUGUUGCUCCGUGUUGCCUGCAUCGUGAUCCUGUUGCUGGGGUCCUCCGCCCGGGGCUACACCGGGAGGAAGGCGCCUGGGCACUACUCGGCCGAGAGGCGUCGUCUCGGCCCCCAUGUCUGCCUCUCGGGCUUCGGGAGUGGCUGCUGCCCUGGCUGGGCCCCUUCCAUGGGUGGCGGGCAUUGUACUCUGCCCCUCUGCUCCUUUGGCUGUGGGAGUGGCAUCUGCAUCGCCCCCAAUGUCUGUUCCUGCCAGGAUGGAGAGCAAGGGGCCACUUGCCCAGAAGCCCAUGGAUCCUGUGGGGAGUAUGGCUGUGAUCUCACCUGUAACCAUGGUGGCUGUCAGGAGGUAGCCCGAGUGUGCCCUGUGGGUUUCUUGAUGACUGAGACAGCUGUUGGUAUCAGGUGUGCAGACAUUGACGAGUGUUUAAGCUCAUCUUGUGAGGGCCGCUGUGUGAACACGGAAGGCGGCUUCGUGUGUGAAUGUGGGCCAGGCAUGCAGUUGUCUGCUGACCGUCAUAGCUGCCAAGACACCGAUGAGUGCCUGGGCACGCCCUGCCAGCAGAGAUGUAAGAACAGCAUUGGCAGCUAUAAGUGCUCCUGCCGCGCCGGCUUCCACCUCCAUGGCAACCGGCACUCCUGUAUAGAUGUAAACGAGUGUCGACGACCUCAGGAGAGGCGAGUCUGCCACCACUCCUGCCAUAACACUGUGGGCAGCUUCCUGUGCACCUGCAGACCUGGCUUCAGGCUUCGAGCUGACCGUGUGUCCUGUGAAGCUUUCCCGAAGGCCGUUCAGGCCCCAUCUGCCAUCCUGCAGCCCCGGCAGCAACCUGCUAAGAUGUCCCUGCUCCUUCCCGAGGCAGGCCGGCCUGCCUUGUCCCCGGGACACAGCCCUCCUCCAGGGGCACCGGGAUACCCCACUGGCGUCAGAACAACUCAUCAGUCAUCUACCACCCUGGGCCUACCCACAUUCUUUCCCACACAGUUGCUAUCCACCCCAGGGCCAAGUUCCUCCCUCCUGGGGACCCUCCGACCCCCCUCACUCCUCCAGGGGGAGGCAGUAGGGACCCCUUCCUCACCCAGGGUCCCGGAAGGUGCGAAGCUUGGAACAGGUCUCUCUUCCUGCUGGUACCAGGGAGCCACAUAUGAAUCAGGGAGCCGCUGGAACGAGCCUGAGUGCUCGCAGUGCUUGUGCCAGGAUGGAGAGGUGACCUGUGAAAACCUGAGGUGUAACACUGCCUGUUCCCAUCCGAUUCCCCCCAGGAAUGGCAGCUGCUGCCCUUCUUGCACUGGCUGCUUUCAUAGUGGUGCUGUCCGAGAAGAAGGGGAUGUGUUUUCACCUCCUGAGGAGAACUGCACCGUGUGUGUCUGUCUGGCUGGAAAUGUGUCUUGUAUCUCCCUGGAGUGUCCCCCUGGUCCCUGUAAGACUCCCCCACAGUCAGAUUGCUGUGCUUGUGCCCCAGGGAGGUGCUAUUUCCAUGGCCAGUGGUAUACAGACGGCGCUGUGUUCAGUGGAGGUGGUGACGACUGUACCACCUGUGUCUGCCAGAAUGGGGAGGUACAGUGCUCCUUCACACCAUGCCCAGAACUGGAGUGCCCUCGAGAGCAGUGGUGGCUAGGCCCUGGACAGUGCUGUUUUACCUGCCGGGAGCCCACACCCACCACAGGCUGCUCCCUAGAUGACAACGGGGUUGAGUUUCCGAUUGGACAGAUCUGGUCGCCUGGUGACCCCUGUGAGUUAUGCAUCUGCCAGGCAAAUGGUUCUGUGAGCUGCAAGAGGACAGACUGUGUGGACUCUUGCCCUGACCCCAUCCGGAUCCCUGGACAGUGCUGUCCUGAUUGUUCAGCAGGCUGCACCUACACAGGCAGAAUCUUCUACAACAAUGAGACCUUCCCAUCAGUGCUUGACCCCUGCCUGAGCUGCAUCUGUCUGCUGGGCUCGGUGGCCUGUUCACCUGUGGACUGUCCCAUCACCUGUACCUACCCCUUCCACCCGGAUGGCGAGUGCUGUCCUGUGUGCCACGACUGUAACUUCGAAGGGAGAAAGGUAGUGAAUGGUCAGGUGUUCACCUUGGAUGACACGCCCUGUACCCGGUGCGUCUGCCAGCUGGGAGAGGUGAGCUGCGAAAAGGUCCCUUGCCAGCCAGUCUGUACUGACCCUUCCUGCCCAGAGUCCCUCUUUCCUCCAAAAGAAAGGCAGCAACCCUCCCCUCAUGGAGACCUUGGCAAAGCUGCUCAGAGCCUUCAUGGAGACCCUGAAGUCCCUGCCAACUGUAGCUCCUGUCCAGGGCCUCCAUCAGCAUCACCUGCAAGGCCCAUGCUCCAGCUCCUGCAGCUGUUUCUGAGAACAAACGUGUCUGGUGCGCAGACUGCAUUCCCAGGUCCACCAGUAGCGCACACCUCAUCCUCACCCCCACUGGAACCAGAGGGCACAUUUCUAGGGGAACCUGGAGCCUCCCAGCCUCCCGAGUCCUCAGCAGGGUCUUCGGUCUCUCCUGGAUCCUCCACUCUACCUCCAGGCUUUCCAGGGUCUCCUUGGUCACCUGCCACUCCAGAGAGCUCCUCCUCAGCCUUUGGGGCAGCAUUCCAGUGGCCUGUGUCUGCCGCCCAUUUGACUGAAGCAGAAGCACCUUCAACCACUGGUCCUGACCUCUCAGAGACCCUCCCUACCCCCUUGAAGCCUCAAAGACUCUCUGCUGCUCUCCUGGACACCCCCACUCCUGCUCCCCAACAGCCUACAACAGACAUCUCAAAGAAGGAAGAGUCUACCAUCUGAGUGUCUCGCCAUGCCUGGGACACACCAGACAGAGCUCUCUGCCAGUGGUCUGGUGGGUGUGUGUGACCCUGGGGGUAAUCCAGUGGGGUCUCAGGGAAGAUGGUCUAUAAGUCAAGGAGAAAGGCAGUGGAAGAAAUAGCUCAAACACCUGACUUUUGGACUUUUAGCAUCUGGAAUUGUGAGAACAUAAAUUUCUGUUUAGCCCCCAUCUUUGACUGUGGUAUUGGCUACAGUAGCCCUGGCACACUAAGUCAGCAGUGUCUGCUCAUGCUUGUGCAGAGCCAUGCCCCAUGUGAUCCUGUCGCUGCACACCCUUGACACUGAUGUCACAUAACAUCCAUCCUAGAAAUGUUUUGGGGGUGCCUAUUAUCUCUGUCAUUAUGCUUUGUUUUCAACACUGAUUUCAUGCAAUGUUCAUUUCAA